CUGCAACAUGAUGCACGCGCAGUGACCAUUUAUGCCAUUUCUCUCCAGGGCUCGCUACCUGUUCCCUCCCAUAAACCGCCCCCCUCCACUCUGUUGGUCAUUAGCAGCACGAGAGCAUUGCGUCUUCUUCUUCUUGACCCUCGGACCUCAAGACUUACUUUCCUCGUUCCUCUCUCCUUGCUUCUCUCUUUCUUUCUCUCCUGCAUUAUCCAACUCUGAGACCAAUUCUCCUAAUCCCUACCUCUAUCAAUCAAUCAAUCCAUUCAUCAUGUCUGACCUAGGACGCAAGCCUCUCACUGAUCAGGCUCAAGAGAAGCUGACCCCCGACUCGCAAAAGUCCACUCUCGACAAGGCCACCGAGAGCGUCACUGGAGCCGCCGACAACAUUGCUGGAGCCGUUCAACCAGGUGACAGCAAGUCCACAAGCCAGAAGUUGGCAGAUGAGACCACAAGCCAGAGCAAGUCCGCCUACGACACCGCCGCAGACAGUCUUUCGUCUGCUGGCAAGAGUAUCUCCGACACAGUCAACAAGGGCACUCAGCAGGGCAGUUCCAAUGCCAGUGCCGCCCAGGAGUCGACCAAGGGAUACCUUGAGCAAGCUCAAGAUCUUGCAGCCAGUGCAUUGAAUACUGCUAGCAAGACUGCCUCUGACUUGGCCAGUUCUAUCAGCGGAGAGAAGAAAUAGUCAAUGUGCCCCAUCUCCACUUUUCGAGCUGUAGUAUGAUUAUGGGACGUGAGAACGGAUGGUGAAGACAAACAGGAUUCAUGACAAGAUUUGAUAUACUACACUAUGGGCUACCCGAGAAGACCGUUCUCGAAUUCUGCUGAAGGUCAAUUAAUGGAACAGUGUUGAAAACCACCAAUUAAGACUCUGAUAGUUUCGGUUCAACCAGUAUACCAAUCAAGUUGUUAUCAGAUAUGUUCAGAGUAUGGCUUCAUUCUGGACUGUAUCACUCUAGUCACAUGUCACUUUGUGCAAUCAAUUUACCCCUUGAUAUA
Messenger RNA from Exophiala mesophila, 999 nucleotides. RefSeq lists its product as uncharacterized. Lineage: Eukaryota; Fungi; Ascomycota; Eurotiomycetes; Chaetothyriales; Herpotrichiellaceae. Bases 32 to 685 code for a protein of 217 amino acids. The record is from RefSeq and is a predicted model, not a curated record. The transcript is spliced from 4 exons.